GUGAUUUUUUUAUGGCUUCAUAUAAUUUGAAAAUGUUUAUCCUAUUAAACUGUAAGUAGGUUAGAUAUAAUAAUUGAAUAUGAUUUAAAUCAAGAGUAUAAGAGUCCUAAUUCAGUGUUAAUAUUUGAGUGGGCCCGGUGCCCCUCUGUAGUGGAAAAUUUAAGCCCUGCGGUAAAAAAAAUAAAAAAAGAUUAAGAAACACUGCCCUAAAUAAUUUGUUUUUGUUUUGAAAAAAAAUUUGUUUAUAUAAAGUGGCCAAAAUAUUAAAUUCAGAUAAUGACAUAAGAUUUCAUUGAUCAUUAUUCACUUAAAUACAAUUAUUUGAAUCUGUCAAUAGAUAAUAGAUAAUAUCAUCAAUAGGUAAUAUGAAUCAUAAUAUUACAACAUUCUUAAAAUGAUUAUAUUAUAAUAAGUGCAUCUCCCGGGAGUUAAGUCUCCCCCGGCCUUUCAAAACUAGUGACGCCACUGUUGUAACUUAAAUCGAGGGUCUUUGAACACACCACAGUUAUGGCCAAUGGGAUGCAAAAGUGAAACGUGUACAUAACUUUAUCAUAUGCGCUUAUAGUUCCCCUGGACAUCCACCCGUCUGUCGUGAGCGCAACAGAUGAUGCUCGGGAUAGUUCAUCCACAACAUUUUUCUUCUCCUGCUCAUAAAGAUGUGGCACAAACUUAUCGCUGAAGUGGGUGCGUUACGGGAUGUCGUAAGGUGGCUCAAGCACGUUCAGCAUGUGUUUAAAACCCUCGUUUUGCACAACCGAGUCUGCACCUAUAAACACACCGAUUAAAUGGCGCGGGGCGUUGAAGCUCUUCCGUUACUCCGCUCGCCAUGACCACGCUGUGUGUGGUCUGAACGUGCGACCAACUUGUUUUUUUUGUUUCAUAUAUCAAACCGCGGAUCACGUGUCUGCCGAACCGAAGACACGCACCCCCCAUCCCCUCCCCACACCCACACCCACACAGAGCGCCUCUUUUCUUCUCUCCCGCUUGUGACACAGGAAGAUUCAGAAGGACGACACCGCAACUCUCCAAUAAAACACACUCAGAUAUUUUGUUUCUAGCCGAUACUACAUAAAAAAUAACGUAAAAUAACGCAGUAACGCAUCAUGUAGUAACGGUAACUGAGUUACUGAAUAUAAAAAAUAACGCGUUAAAUUACUAGUUACCGCCGAAACUACUUUGUAACGCCUUAGUCCCAACACUGCAUACAACACACAAAGACAAAGAUAUAAUUCCAAAGGGCCAAUUUAUUUCGGGCCAGAACAAAUUGACAAAACUAUUUUAAAUAGCUGCAACAUAACAUACAUAAGUAACAAACCGCAUAAUAACAUGUCACAACAUAGCUGUAAACCUGGCUGCACCCAACUAAGGCACACAUGACAUGAUUAUAUGUCAUGUCACUAUAUACCACAGAUACUGCUAUACACACGCCUAGCCAGGCGUUUUUUUCUCUCAAGGAAUUGUGAAAUAAAAUCAUGUCUUCAGGAGAUCAACACUGUACUGAAGCCCAGAACACUCUAUGCAUUUCCUAAGUUUUAGUUUAGAGAAAAGGAAAUAUUGGCCUAGCCCACUAGGAUCCCUCUUUAUGUUUGUGAACUUUAUAGUCUAUACAUUUAGAGUGAUGUGAUAAUCAAACACUCUAGAAGUCUAGAAUGAAUUAGUACAUAAAAUAAUUUACAGUGUGUGUGUACCUUCAGUGCUGAAUGAUGAGCAGAGGCAGAGUUUUGAGUGUUUUCUUUAGCUCGCUUUCCAUGUUUAUGUUCUCACUGUCCACUGUGUCCAGCUGCCUAAAAGCGGGUGACUCCACUGUAGAAAUAGCCUGCAUGUCUUCUAGCACAUACGCUCCAAUGGCUCUAUCAAUGUUGUCCUGGCUAGCAGUCCCUCCGUUAAAAUCCAGCCGCUGUUGGAGGUGGAAGUGAAGUGUGUCUCUCUUUACUAGCUUUGUUGAAGCAUGUUGCUUUUGUAGCUGUUUCAGCAGAUUUGAAUUGCUGUUUUGUGCAGUAGAUGGGAAACACAACACAACUUACGAGACGGGACGGUAUAGCUCGGUUGGUAGAGCGGCCGUGCCAGCAACUUGAGGGUUGCAGGUUCGAUCCCCACUUCCGCCAUCCUAGUCACUGCCGUUGUGUCCUUGGGAAAGACACUUUACCCACCUGCUCCCAGUGCCACCAAUACUGGUUUAAAUGUAACUUAUAUAUUGGGUUUCACAAUGUAAAGCGCUUCGAGUCACUUGAGAAAAAGCGCUAUAUAAAUGUAAUUCACUUCACUUCACACUAACUUACAUUUAACUAAAAUGUUCUUUUCUUUGUACUCGACAAAAGAAUAGUGAGAAUAUCUCCAUGUUAAGAAACUCAAAUUCUGCUCCGCCAUGAUGUCUUGUAAAGCUUGAGCUUAUCCCAGUUGACUGUGGGUGAAAGGCAGUCUUUACCCUUGGCUGCUCGGAACAGACAUUAGGCUUCAUUCACACCAAGACUAGGUUCAGUUAAAAGCAACAAAAAGUGUGAUGUCCUCCCAAAUUGGCAAGUUUGUUUGGUCACGUAGGAAUGCUAAAAUUUCAACCGUGAUGUGCUACAAACAAACCGACAAACACUGCUAAAAGAUGUUCUGUUUGGGUGAGUUGCGUGUGAGCACACAGACCAGAGUUCGAAUGAGUUCAGAAAUCAAAAGUUAUUAAACGAUAACGAAAAUAAUAUCAAUAUGGCCACAUAAACUCAGUACUUAUUUGCAGAUUGGCAUAGUCAAACAUGUCUGGUCAAUCUUGUCAAAAGUUAUUCGAAGUUAUACAGUCAGUACUCGGAGAACAGGUUCUCGAACUGAUCUCAUGUACCUAAGCAGAGGAAUGACAACACACCACAUGUUUUGCCUACCUUGUAUUGUUUGGUUCGAAGGUUCCUAGGAUCGUUAUAACUCCUAAAUGGUCAGAGAGUAGCUUCUUUAUGGAAUGUCGGUGGUUCCAUAUGUUAUCAAAGCGACAAACGUGCAUACAUCACACAGCCCUACGAUGUCACGGAACCACCUAUAGCUAAGUGAUGUCACAUAAGUUACUUCAUUAGCGCUAAUGACACAAGCCCUUUCAUCCACAACCAAUGCAUCUGAAAGCCACUGUUGAUCCUUGGCAGAGUAUUGUGCCUCUGAACCCCCUUCUUCGGAGUUUCCGGCUUCUACAAAUUGUAACGUUUUCUGUGCAAAACAAACAUAAUUCGAAAUGGAUUCUAGGAAUGUGUUGCCGUACGGCAUCAGGAGCCAGCUCGAGUGUAUUUCCCGCGCGGUGCUGCUCUCACAGCCAGGUGACAUCCCUGGAUUCUUAGAGGUACAUUUAGCCCAAAUGAAACAAUCCGCAGGAGAGGAUUUGACUGAUCUUAAAGAGGUUGCCUUUCGGUAUCAAGAGCAAUGGGAGAACGACUUCCUGGUACGGAUCAGCAAACGAGGACAAAUGGGAGAAACAGCAACCGUGAGAUUGUCUACGUCGUCUGUCGCCCUUUCCAAAUCAUUGACCUUGUUUGAGGCUGACAAUCUAUCAAUACCACUGUCAGUGCCGUAUGAAGAGAUUCCCCUAUCUGCAACCGUAGACACUUAUGGAUCAGUACCGAGAAAAAAGUCCCAACAAGCGUUGCCAGUCAGGAUUCCCAGCCAAAAGGAGACAAAGCCAGUUAAAAAGACUACAGUGGCCGUCCAGACUCAACUGCCGUACAAAGCUCCUUCACAGGGGACACAAAUAAGAGUGUGCAGUGAAUACACAAAAGAUGAGAGGAAAGGGCUGCACACCCUUAAACACCCCCAACCUACGCUCUCACCCAACUCCCAGAAAACCUCUCUACAUAAGAAGUCGAGGGGGAAAAAGUCCAAAAUAAUGAGUGACAGUUUCAAUUGCUCGCUGGAGGAUUGCUUGUAUCAUAAACCCAAAGAUCAGUCUGAUCAGGACAAGAAAUUGGAGGGAGUCCAAACCACCACAGUGCCAACAGUCCAUAGGUAUCGGGGUGUUAAAAAACCAGAGGUAGGGCCUGGAUCUGAGAUACGGGUCCCAUAUAGACCCAAGGGAGGAAUGAUUUUUGAUCCAGAACUCUUGCCACAGAGUCCUAAAGUAUAGUGCUGGACUAUUAAUACUGUAUACGUUUAAUGGUAUUUUCCUCAAAUGAAAUCACCUUUUCAUAUAGGUGGAUUUUUUUUUGAUCAAACAAAGGAGUGAGAACAAACUCAAUGUGGAACUGCACAAAUUCGAAAGACAAAAAAAGAAUGAGUUGGAACAGUGGAAUAUAGGGAAACCAGUGCCAGUCAUGGAGUUAAAGGUUCUGUAUCGAACAACUUCGAUGGGAUUAUUGAAAUGACAAGACUUGAACUGUGUCUGGCUCAGGUCACAGAUCCACCAAAACAGAUGGAAGUUUGAGAAAAUAGUACAGGUCCCACAAUCAACAAACUUCUGCUGUCGAAGCUAGUAUGGUGUAAAAGUUUUUACAUUGGUUUGGCCAUCUUUAUGUCUGUACAAACUUGUGUAUGCGGUUAUUGUGGCGGAUUUUAAAUUGCAUUGUGUAGGUCAGUCGUGUCAAACAUGACAAAAAUGAUAUAUUUUUGUUAAUGAAACUGCUGAAAACUUGGAAAAUAAUUGUCCUGUUUCCACCAAUUGAGUUUAUUCUAAAUAAUUUUUUGUAUCUGAACAAUGUAUUCUUGUUUUAUUACUUGUAUUACUUAAUUUACUGAACACUGUACAAGCUACGUAUUGUAUUUUUUCAAAUAUUGCUUGUUUAAUUUUCAACGCUUUUCUUUUCAAAAACGUAAAUUUAAAAUGAAACAUUUUUGCCAAAAAAAAAAGUUGUUUCAGCAUGUAAAAAAUAAUGUGAAGGAAUUAUCAGUGACAGGGGUAGGAUUAAAGAUCUGCUUGUUCAUACUUCUUUUUGAACAUGUUGAAUUCUGUAAAUGUAAACCACGGAA
This is a messenger RNA of Entelurus aequoreus (snake pipefish), 4923 nucleotides long. RefSeq lists its product as uncharacterized. The transcript has 2 exons. The record is from RefSeq and is a predicted model, not a curated record. Bases 3203 to 4084 code for a protein of 293 amino acids. Lineage: Eukaryota; Metazoa; Chordata; Actinopteri; Syngnathiformes; Syngnathidae.